Molecule: messenger RNA, 3425 nt
Organism: Patiria miniata (bat star)
Lineage: Eukaryota; Metazoa; Echinodermata; Asteroidea; Valvatida; Asterinidae
Product: zinc finger protein 836-like
Exons: 3
Coding region: 579-2069 (496 amino acids)
Biological process (GO): regulation of transcription by RNA polymerase II
Cellular component (GO): nucleus
Molecular function (GO): DNA-binding transcription factor activity, RNA polymerase II-specific; RNA polymerase II transcription regulatory region sequence-specific DNA binding
Source: RefSeq, a predicted model, not a curated record
CGGGGGAAGUAAUCGAGCGUCAGGUCAGGGAAAACGCAGGCACGUACAUGUUGUAUACUCCCUUUAUUGACCGUCAUUGUGUUUCGUCCUAGCCUUUUGUGAACGUGAUAAGCUUUCCUGGCAAAUCACUGCACUGGCAUUUCUUGGCAUUUAGUCACAACAGCCAGUUGCUAUAUGUACACGUAUGGUGCAAUGCGCCCUGUGUUCAGAAUAAACUCGGGACCUCCAUGCACAUGCUAUCGAUGUUCACGUAUAAAGCCUAUACUCUUGGUUUGGCCGCUCUGUCGGAUGUGACCAGAGUUUCAAUCUUCCCGGGUGAUUCCCUCCACUGAUGGCCUUUUGAUUGUAGUGUUGCUAACUCGAAAAGUCUGAAUCAAUUAAGGCAUCGGACUUGCAAGUGACAGCCUCAACGGGCUGCAAAACACCAGCAUUUGUCCAAAGAGCGUCCCAGUUCUAUCAAUGAGAAAUGUUCACUCAAGUGACACCAGCUGACCCUCACCGAUGACCAACCGUUGACUUGCUACCAAUGUGGACAGACUUUCGGAGAUCGGUUCAGCAACAAGCGACACAAGACCCACAUGGGUGAAAAACCGCACGCCUGCGAUAUCUGUGGGAUAUCAUUUGCACGAAAUAGAAACCUCAAGCAACACAAGUUGACCCACACGAAUGAGAGACCGUACAGAUGCGACAUCUGCGGACAAUCGUUCACGCAGAAUGGAAGCCUCAAGCGACACAUGAUGACCCACACCAACGAGAAACCGCACGCAUGCGACAUCUGCGGGAAAUCGUUUGUGCUGAAUGAUUACCUGAAGCAACACAAGAUGACACAUAUCAAUGAAAAACCGUACGCAUGCAACAUCUGCGGGAAAUCGUUCACGUGGAAUGGAAACCUCAAACAACACAAAAUGACCCAUACCAAUGAGAAACCAUACGCAUGUGACAUUUGCGGGAAAUCGUUUGUGCGGAAUGAUAUCCUCCAGCGACACAAGACGACCCACACCAAUGAGAAACAGUACGCAUGUGACAUUUGCGGGAAAUCGUUCUUGCAGAAUGGAAGCCUCAAGCUUCACAAGAUGACCCACACCAGUGACAAACCGUACGCAUGCGAUAUCUGCGGGAAAUCGUUUGUGCACAGUGGAAACCUCCAGCGACACAAGAUGACCCAUACAAAUGAGAAACCGUACACCUGUGAUAUUUGCGGAAAAUCGUUCACGCAAAAUGUAAGUCUCAAGCGACACAAGAUGACUCACAUGGAUGAAUCACAUUUGACAUAUGUGGACAAUCUUUACCCCGACAAAUCAGUAACAGACAAUAUGGCGGACUCAGUCCAAAGCAACACUGUAGUGAAGAAACGCAUCCGCAAAGCAGCCCCUAAGAUACCAUCACCUUGUGAAAUUUGUGGCAAGAUCCUGUCCAGUAAACCAGGCCUCACGCGACACCUACCACGCCAUGCCGACGCAAAACCGUAUUCCUGCGGCCGUUGUGGCGAACGUUUCCGCCUGAGCGCCAAUCUGAAGCAGCACAGGAAGACUCACGCUGGCGACAAACCGCACAAGUGCGACUUCUGUGAGCAAUCUUUCAGAUUGAAAGGCAGCCUCAGGGUCCACGUUAGGAUCCACACCAAUGAGAAGCCGUACACCUGUGACGUGUGCGGCAAAUCAGUCGCGAGUAUCAGCACCCUUAUCAGACACGUACAAGUUCACACCAAGGAAAAGCCGUUCCCUUGCGACCGUUGCGGCCAACGCUUCACUCGGUUAUUCGGCCUCAAGAAGCACCAGCAAAGGCACGUCAACAGGCUCAAGUCUGAGCUGCCGUUUAAGUGCGAUUGCUGCGAUAAAUCCUUCCAAUUUCCUAAAUACCUCAAAGUGCAUCGGCUAGUCCACACCAAGAGGGAGCUGUACACGUGCGACAUCUGCGAUGGAUCUUUCACACUGAAAUGGAACUUGAAGCGGCACAGGAUCACCCACCAUAGUGACGACAGGCCGUUCGCGUGCGACUUCUGCGGGAAAUCUUUCAAAUACAAGUAUAACUGCAAAGCACAUCGGGGAAAACACACGAAUGAGAAGUGAGAAACCGUGUACUUGGGACGUGUGGCAUAUUCUUUUUCGGCUACUUGGCGAACAUGGCCGAGUUCGAAAAUCAUGCCGAUGAUACACCAUCAUUGUUGCGAUGUGCGAGCUGAACUUGUCACAACAGCUGAACAUGUCCCCUGAGUCAACGCGUGACUGACAUCUCGCGCCCUGAUUGGUGUAUUUACAAGGUUAUUGUACUUUGUAGCACGCGCAUUAACCUAACUUGCGCGUUGGUACGGACUGAUUUUAACGGCGCCUCUGGUUGGACAAGAGAAACUUCCUCCAGGCAAAAGUUAACUAAUACGUCGAUCGUGAUUGGUUAUCAGUUUACCAUGCAUGGCGUAUAAGCUGCAUGAAAACAAAUUAAGAAAUGCCCCGUUUGAAUUUCAUUAAAGAUUUUUUUAUUUCAUCGAGUCUUAUUAAUGUUCCAAAAUGUUCUGAUUGUCCAGUUAAUUGAUCACUACACGAAAACUUCUUGGUUGUGAUUCACAUUCACUUGCACAUUUUAUAUGUAUAUAAUCGUUGUGUUAUACUAUCCUACGCUGUCGAAUGUCUGUCUGUCUGUCUGUCUAAUGUCUGUGUCACUGUUUUCAAAGGCCUAAAAACUUCGUUUAGGGUACAUGUACUUAACCGGUGUAUAUAAUAUAUGCACCGAUUUCACUGUCCACUGAAGUCACAGUUUGCACAGGAAAAAAAUAUUUGUUUGUUUUGCUUCAUACUUGUUUGGCAAAUGUGGUUUUUUUACUUUGAAGAGUUCACUAAUUUCUCUAUGAAAAAAACUCCAAAACGUAUGCAUUUCGAAACCGUACUGUAUAAUGAACACCUCAUAACUACGUCAAUUGAGGGCGCACUGACCAGCUAGAGGGUGCCGCGCAAAGCGCGGCAUCUGGCUAGUUGAGUGAGUUCAUCUUACCCAUUCGCUGUUUUGAUUUGGUGAGGCGUGAUAAUGAUGGAGAUUAGAUUUACCCAAUGAAAACAAAGAAUUUUGUUUAUGUACCAUGUAACUAUAGUCUGAAGAACCUCGUAUUAACGAGAGUCAACUGUGUACAGACACAAGUCUUGUUCAAUUUCAUUAAACAGAACAUUUAUUGCCAUACAUUUUAACAGUAAAAGCGAUACGAGGAUGAUAUAUACAAUUAUGAAAACACUUAGGUACCAUCGUGCUCAGUGAAGAAGAAAAAGAAAAGGUAAAUAAAAUGCAUGACAUGUACCAGAUGAAGGCAUGGAGGCGCUGUACCUGCCUUCUAUGCUAGAAAAUGAGAUAUUUGUAAAUUUGAAAGUACAGUGUGUAUAAAAAAAGGAUUUUAGAGAAAAUAAUAUUAAAAUACUAGCUCAUCUGUUGUUUAAUAAUAA